This is a messenger RNA of Perca flavescens (yellow perch), 983 nucleotides long. Its product is annotated as hepatitis A virus cellular receptor 1-like. The record is from RefSeq and is a predicted model, not a curated record. The transcript is spliced from 3 exons. Gene Ontology annotation, biological process: T cell receptor signaling pathway; regulation of cytokine production. Gene Ontology annotation, cellular component: external side of plasma membrane. Gene Ontology annotation, molecular function: signaling receptor binding. The coding region runs from base 113 to 748 and encodes 211 amino acids. Lineage: Eukaryota; Metazoa; Chordata; Actinopteri; Perciformes; Percidae.
UCCACUGUACAGGAGAGGCGCAGUGAAUCUCGACCGAGCCUCGUUUCCCUGGUAGAGGCUUUAUUUUCCUCUGUGAAGGAUGUAACGGAGGAUCUCCGCUCUCUCGGCUCUUAUGGCUCCAUUUCUGUUCCUGUUAUUUCUAUCUGGAGCAGCUUCAGACCAGACUGUGGUACCAGUGCACCCUGGAGAUGAUGUCACUCUGCCAUGUCAGUCUGCUGGUUCCUCCAUCAGUGUUGUAAAGUGGAGCAGAGCUGACCUGGAGCCACCAGAGUAUGUCCUCUUAUACAGCGAUGGACACUUGAAGACCUACAACCAGCAUCCAUCCUUUAAGGACAGGGUGGACCUGGUGGACAGAGAUCUGAAGGACGGAGACGUGUCUUUAACUCUGAAGAAUGUGAGCAGACAUGACGCUGGAAUAUACACGUGUGGAGUUAUACACGGUGAUUCAAGACGUAAAAAGAGAGACACCGACUCUGACCUAAUCACACCAAUCCCAACAAUCCGAACCGUCUGUCUGCAGGUUACGGAGCCAGCAGUUUCAAACAUCAGAGAGGAUGAAGACCGCGAUGGAAACUCCUCUCCUGUAUGCCAAUACCGUGGACUGGCUGCAGUUUCAGUUGCAGCAGGUGUUGUGCUUCUUGCUGCAGUGGUUGGUGUCCUGAUAUACAGAGGACAUAAGAACAAGAGAUCAGGACAACCUGCUGCUGCUGCUGAUGAAGCAUUGGCCGUUCAGUUCAUCAACACCUGACUGUUUUCUCACGUGCUGUAUUACUGCUGUGUGUGUGAGGUCAUGUGCUGCGUCGUGUAGUCUGUUUCCCCCCCCCACCCCAUCGUGGUGGAGGGGUCUGCAUCUGAGUCUGUGAUCUGUAUCAUCAGGAGCUCUGAGAUCCUGUAGGGUCUUCAUGAUGAGAUGGUCCAGAGGAGGGUCAGACAGAGAGUUAACUUUACCUUUAGAGAACUAGAAUAUUUACUUGAGUAAAGGU